ACAAAAUGUCAUAGAAGCUAUUUGUUUAUAGGAAGAAAAAUUGAUAGGUUAAAUUUUUUUCUUCAUGUGAUAUUGCGUAUAUAAUAUUUUCUAAAAAUUGAUAAAAGAACAGCUAAGCACUUGUUAUAACAACAACAUUCAAGCUCUGUAAAAAAAAAAAAAAAAAAACAUUCAAGCUGCAUAUUUUUAGCCUUUCAUAAUUAUUUGUGUAAUAGCGUGUGAUUAAACUACAUUACUUAUACAAAAAAGCUUAAUUAUAUUUAGAAAACUUCAUCACAAAAAUGGCCUGUCAUUUGCUCCGUUCUCUUUUGUUGAUCUUUGCUUGAAGGAAAAAAAAAACAACCACCUCGUAGAAAAAUUAAGGAAAAAAAAGUAGGAGAAAGAAGACAACAAAAACCCCUUCACUUGUUGAUAUAUGAACCUUAGGAAUUGGUGAAAUGGCAGGAGAUAAUGAAUUUAAUGUCAAAGAAAGGAAGAAAGAGAGGGUAGCAGUUUUAGGGGUAUUUUCUGUAAUGUUGUUAGCAAUGGUUGUGGCCGUGACAGUUGGUAUAAAAGGCACCGGUCAUACUGAUACAUCGUAUGAAGAGGAAGAGGAUGAUGAUGGCUUGGCGACGUCGUCGAAGGCGGUCCGAUCCAUAUGCCAAAUGGUUGAGUAUCAACGUGCCUGUGAAAGAACCCUUGCUCACGCCCACACCACGAACCCUAAGAAGCUUGUUCAGACCACUUUCAACGCUGCAAUGGAAAAGCUUGAAGGUGCCUUGACCAAUUCUAGUACCAUCAAGGCAGCAAAGGAUGAUCGUAGGAAUGCAGGAGCAUUGGAAACAUGUAAACAAGUGGUAGAGUAUGCAAUUACAGAUCUUAAAAGAUCAAUAGACCAAAUGGAUCAUUUUGAUAUGCAUAAGAAGGAGGAGCAUGUUGAGAACAUGAGGAUUUGGCUAAGUGGAGCCAUGACAUCCCAGGAGACUUGUAUCGAGGCAUUCCAAAAUACCACCGGUGAUGCCGGGGAAAAGAUGAAGCUAUUUUUGAAUGCUUCACGAGAACUUACCAGUAAUGGCCUCGACGUAGCAACAGAGCUCUCUACCGGUUUUAAGUCUUUGAAUAUAUCUCACCAAAAUCACAAGCACAAGCGGAUGCUUCUCGAGGAACAAGGCGAGGCUAAAAACAAAGAGGAGAUUCCACAUUGGGUAGAUACAAAGCAGCAAAAGCUCCUUCAUGCGAGAGGACCAAAUGUGAAGGCAGAUGUAGUGGUAGCUAAAGAUGGGAGCGGCAACUUCAAAACCAUAACAGAGGCCUUAAAGCAAGCACCCAUUAUAGAUGCAACAAAGGUGGAAAAAGGUACAAAUAAAACGUUUGUGAUUUACAUUAAGGAAGGUGUUUAUGAGGAAGAAGUUCAAGUGGAGGCAAAUAUGUGGUUUAUUAUGUUGAUUGGUGAUGGACCUACUAAGACUAAAAUCACUGGGAAGAAGAACUUUGCUGAUGGUUUUGUCCUCUUCAAAACCGCAACUGUCUCAAUAUUUGGGCACAAUUUUAUUGCCAAGGACAUCGGAUUCGAGAACUCAGCUGGUGCAGAAAAGCACCAAGCAAUAGCUCUCUUAGUCCAAUCUGACAAGUCAGUUUUCUAUAAUUGCCAUAUAAACGGUUACCAAGACACUUUGUAUGCCCAUAGCUAUCGACAAUUUUAUCGACAUUGCACCGUUUCGGGCACCAUCGACUUCAUCUUUGGUAACGCUGCUGCCGUGUUCCAAAAUUGCAAGCUUGUAAUUCGCAAGCCUUUAGAAGAUGAAGGAUGUGUUAUAACUGCCCAAGCUCGACAACAUGUGAGAGAGCCAACAGGGUUCGUCCUACAAAAUUGUACCAUUAUGGCUGAUCCAUUGUACUACCCACUUCGCCUAAAGAGCAAAGCCUUCUUGGGACAUCCAUGGAAGAAGUUUUCUCGAACGAUAAUCAUGCAAUCUUUCUUACCCGACUCGAUAGCUCCUGAAGGGUGGAAACCAUGGAUGGGGACAUUUGGGCAAAGUAGUUGCUUUUUUAGUGAGUAUGAGAAUAGAGGUCCUGGUGCAACAUUGCUAGGUCGAGUUAAGUGGCCUGGGAUUAAGAAGAUUACUCCACAACAUGCUGAUGGAUUUACACCUAGCAAAUUUUAUCAAGGUAAUCAUUGGAUUAUUCCUACUGGAGUACCUUAUGAGCCUGGGAUGAUGCAUACAUAGAAUUAGCUACAAAAAAAUUAAGAUGGUGAUCAAAGCUUAUUGAUAGGUAGAUCUAGUUUAGUAGUGUAUAUAAUAAUGUAAUGAUUGUAAAUUAAAGAUUUGAAUUAAAUGUUUAAAACCUAAGUGUUACUAUUAUCUUCUUCUUUUCGUAAUAAUUUGUUCAUUUUCUAUCAUUAAU
Molecule: messenger RNA, 2385 nt
Organism: Beta vulgaris subsp. vulgaris (sugar beet)
Lineage: Eukaryota; Viridiplantae; Streptophyta; Magnoliopsida; Caryophyllales; Amaranthaceae
Product: putative pectinesterase/pectinesterase inhibitor 28
Exons: 4
Coding region: 438-2207 (589 amino acids)
Biological process (GO): cell wall modification
Molecular function (GO): pectinesterase activity; pectinesterase inhibitor activity
Source: RefSeq, a predicted model, not a curated record